This is a messenger RNA of Catharus ustulatus (Swainson's thrush), 2574 nucleotides long. It is a transcript of the gene UNC119B, whose product is annotated as unc-119 lipid binding chaperone B. Lineage: Eukaryota; Metazoa; Chordata; Aves; Passeriformes; Turdidae. Bases 20 to 736 code for a protein of 238 amino acids. The transcript has 5 exons. Gene Ontology annotation, molecular function: lipid binding. Gene Ontology annotation, biological process: cilium assembly; lipoprotein transport; nervous system development. Gene Ontology annotation, cellular component: cilium. The record is from RefSeq and is a predicted model, not a curated record.
GGCCAUCUUGGCAGCGGCCAUGAGCGGCUCCAGGGCGCGGGCGGCGGCGGCGGCGGGGCCGGACAAGAAGCUGCCGCCGGGGUCUGCGGGGCCGCUCAGCCGCCUGAGGGGCCGACGCGGAUCAGCCGAUGCGCCGCCACGGCAGCCCUGGACCGAGUCCGAGUUGCUGGCGCUGGAGACCGUCCGGCCCGAGCACGUCCUGGGACUGUGCCGGGUGACGGAGAAUUAUUUAUGCAAACCUGAGGACAACAUUUACAACAUUGACUUCACGAGGUUUAAGAUCCGGGACCUUGAAACUGGAACAGUACUAUUUGAAAUUGCCAAGCCAUCUGCUUCAGAGCACGAUGAGGAGGAUGAAGAUGACAGCAGUGAACUGGAUGCAAGUGCAGGUCGCUUUGUUCGGUACCAGUUCACCCCAGCCUUCCUCCGUCUUCGGACUGUUGGUGCAACAGUGGAAUUCACAGUGGGAGAAAAGCCAGUGUCGAACUUCAGAAUGAUUGAGAGACAUUACUUCCGAGAUCGCUUGCUGAAGAACUUCGAUUUUGAUUUUGGCUUCUGCAUCCCCAGUAGCAGGAACACAUGUGAACACAUUUAUGAAUUCCCUCAGCUCUCAGAAGACCUCAUCCGUCUGAUGGUUGAAAACCCGUACGAGACGCGCUCGGACAGCUUUUACUUUGUGGACAACAAGUUGAUUAUGCACAACAAGGCCGACUAUGCUUACAAUGGAGGACAGUAACCAUUCUGUCUGCUGGAUGCUGUGAUGCCCUGAACCAUUCCAGAUGUGCAGGAGUGGACUGGAGUUACUGUCUCGUGCAGCAAGGCUUCUUGCCAAACUUUUUGUCUGUGCACGAGGCUGAGAACAUGAAGCAAAGACAACGGCUCCUGAAAGGAAAUCUCCCUGCAACACCUCUCUGUCUGACACUCAGCGUAUCCUGCCUUUCCUUCUUUGUUCCUGGCUAGCUAGAUAACCUUGGUUAGGUCACUGAUCAGAAGCACUCAGGCUAUUCUUGCUCUUAGUCUUUCUAGUUAGGUUGCACUUCUAGUGCUUCUGAUGUUUCACCUCUUGGGUGAAUAUCUUUUUUUCAACAGGUCAGAUUGUUUGUGUUAAGCUAUUUUCUAGCAGAAAAAUCUUAACCCCUUCAAGUAGGCAGUGAUGCUUGAAGAGCAGAUCUUUUGUUCAGUUAGACAGAUCAUCUCUUCAGUGGCAGUGGUUUUGUUUGUGGCAUGGCUGACGUUGUUUUUUAGAGUGCAUCCCAAUAUUCUCCAGUGGGAAAGAGACUUACAAGUGCAGGAAUAUUCCAUCUGUCUCUGGGGGCCUGAGCUGCUCCUAAGAACAUUUAAUCUCUUUUUUGGCAGAGAUUUCACUACAGAUACGAGAUGGGGGAAAGGGGGGCUAUCCCUCUGGUAGCAUUUCUGUUUGAGCUUUUGUGAGCAAAUUGUUGAAUUUUGGAGCUCAAGAGUCAACCUUAGAGCUGAAGUUAAUCUCACUAUAUUUACAAUUUCCCCUUCCCUUUGUAGGAAUUUUGGCCCUUGCUAUAGAAUGUAUUGCUUUUUAGGUGGACAGCACAUUGUCAGCCUGGCUGGGGUGGAGGUGUCACUCUAGUGGGGCUUAGAGGAAAAAGGGAGAAUGUGAAAAAUCACUUGAAAAAUUAGUAGGAAGCAGAGCUUCCUAGGCUUCAGUCUACACUUGUAAACCUGACUGGUCUGUCGAGUUGCUGUGAGCAGCACCAGCUUUUUCUUUGUUGCAGUGGAGAUAUUAGUAGCUUAAAGCUUCCCAGGUCAGAUCACUCAGUGUUAUGGAGUGGAAUCCUUGGAAAGUGAGAAUGUAUGUGGUUCUCUUUUUCUUUGUUCCCAUCACUGCUCUGCCUGCUUAGCUGCUUAUUUAUGAUUUAGGAAGUCAUGCUGCUGAGGUUGAUGCCACAGCUGUGUUUGGGAUCUGGCAGUGUUGGAGAUAGCAUCAUGCAGUGGGAGAAGGAGGACCAGGAGGACCUGUGUCUUGCCAGUAGCUAUGCUGGGGCACAGCUCCCAACUGUGCAAAAUCUCAGCUAUCAAAACCCUUUUUUGCCAGUUUUGCUGGCUCUCAAGACUGGUACUUUUCCUGUCCCUAUGCUGGGCUGGUCAGUUGUGUCUCUUGUUAGGGGAGUGAGGUUGUGUCUAGACUGGAAACCUUUCCUAAUACUAGUUCCAUUUGUUCUUGAGACAGUUAAAACUUAACUCUUCGAUGAUUACCUGUUGUGUUAAAAGGGAUUCAGUGUAGUUUGUGUUUUAGCAGGAUUGAGUGGGAUGGACAUCAGAGCCCAGAGCCUGUUAAUGCAUAGGAAAUGCAUAGCAAUAGGAGACCGCUGCCUUUACUUCCAGAUUAGUGAAAGUAACUUUGGCAUGGAACAUCAGCUGGCAUCAGAGUAAGCAGUGAGAGUGUGUGGGGUAGCAGACAUGAAAGAAUCUCCAGCUCUUAGGAAGAGAUUUAAUUAUGAUUAACCACAACAAAUGACCUGUUCUGGGUGGAGCAUUAAUAAUGAGCAACCACAACAAAUGUCUUGGGAAUGUGGAGGGGCAAGGUCUGCCUGGUGGAAA